Molecule: messenger RNA, 1718 nt
Organism: Drosophila busckii
Lineage: Eukaryota; Metazoa; Arthropoda; Insecta; Diptera; Drosophilidae
Gene: SmydA-5
Product: SET domain-containing protein SmydA-8
Exons: 1
Coding region: 25-1671 (548 amino acids)
Molecular function (GO): protein binding
Source: RefSeq, a predicted model, not a curated record
AACGCUUGUUUAGUAACAAUUAAAAUGAAGUUUAUAAGUGAAGAGUGCGCCGGCUGUGGGGUGCCAGCCACUCUCACCUGCACUCGCUGUCGCAUGGCACGUUACUGCUGCGUUGAUCACCAGAAGGCACAUUGGAGCAAGCAUAAGCGUUGUUGUAAGCCCUACCGAGAGGAGCAGGAUGAGAUCUUGGGCCGUUACCUGGUGGCCACACAAGAGCUGCAGCCCAAGCAGAUUAUCUUUAUAGAGGAACCACUUGUUGUUGGCCCCAAGUGGUAUCUAACUGAACCAGAGCAGUCGGCGAGCAUUGUGCCCUGCGUGGCCUGCUAUACGCCCUGUCGUCUGGGCAAGCAUCAGUGCCGCAGUUGCCGCUGGCCCGUUUGUAGCGCUGCUUGCGAGCAUGAGAGCUUGGAGUGUAGCGUACUUAGUCUUGGCAGUGCUGCUGCAGCAAAAUCUGAUGCCCGCACAUUGCAUGAUUCCUUUCGUCAUGAUGCUCUACUCGUCUUAAAGUGCUUACUGCUGCAGCAAAGCCAUCCGCAGCGCUGGCAGGCAUUGUUGGAGAUGCAGUCGCAUGAGAAGGAACGACACGGCACUGAGCUGCAACUGGAGGCAGACAAGCGCAUUGUUAGCUAUUUGCAACAGCGCUUUCUUCAACGUUUGAAGCAAGCCUCCAAGCAGCUGCCGCCUCUGCAGUAUGAUACGGAGCUGUUGCAUCGCAUUUGCGGCAUCAUUGAAACCAACUACAUGGUCAUUGAACUGGCUACGGGGGUUGAGCUAAGCGGUCUCUUUCGCCAGGCCUGCAUGAUGGAGCACGCCUGCCAGCCGAAUUGUUACUUUCAAUUCGAUAGCCUCACCCAGCGCAUUGCAGUGCGUGCUGGGGGCAACAUCAAGAAGGGGGAGCAUCUGAAGAUAAGCUAUACAAAUAUAUUGUGGGGUACACAGAUGCGGCAACAUCAUUUGCGCAUGACCAAGCACUUUGGCUGCUGUUGCCAGCGUUGCGAGGAUCCCACCGAAUUUGGCAGCUAUGUGAGUGCCAUGCGUUGCUUGGGUGAUGUGUCCAAGUCUUGCGUGGGAAUGCAGUUGCCUGUUGAGCCGCUCUCGGAGAAGACGCAGUGGCAGUGCAACAGCUGUCCAAUGCUUUUGGAUGCCGCUUAUGUGACGGAGGUUCAGAGCCACAUGACCGCGGAGGUGGAGCGACUACUCGCUGGCCAGCCCUCAGCUAGUCAAGUGGAGCUGCUGCUGGCGCGACUGUCGCAACUAUUGCAUCCGAAUCAUUUCCACAUGUUUAAUUUGAAGCAUACGCUUAUUCAACUCUAUGGUCAUGAGUCAGGUCUGGAGCUGCCAAUGCUGAGUGCAGCGCAGCUUGAACGCAAGCUGCGUCUUUGCGAGGAGCUAUACGACGUGUGUCAUCGUCUAGAUCCUCACAGCAUCAAACUGGCCAUCUAUGUUUGUGUUAUACUAAUGGAGAUUGCUCAUACGCUUCAGGAGCAGGCACGCAGAUCGACUGGCGAGACGGCAACUCAACUGCAGCUGGCGAACUCGCGACUAUUGGAGGCUCAGGAGGUGCUGGAAAAAGAAACCGACUCGGUCGCUGGCAAGAAAUUGCAUUAUAAGUUGCAGCAGGAUCUAUUUGAGCUGGAUAAACUGAUACUGCACUGUCAGUCAAUAUCUUAAAAGGAAGAAAUUGUUACAUUUUUUAUAUCUUAAAACUUUUGUUUUAA